AUGGCACCCUCAGCAACAGGCGAGAUCCCCCCUCUGCCGGCACCUCCUCAGAGAACGUACCCAUCUGCGAAGAUCUUCCCCGUAAAGGAGGCCAAGUUCGAGAAGCCAAUCCCGGUGCAGCACGAUGGACGGGAGAAGGCAAUGGCGCAGCCGUCCGGGGGCGCAACCAUCGUCAUCGACAACGGCUCUUCUGCGGUACGCGCAGGAUGGUCCUUCGAGGAUAAUCCGAGGUUGAACAUUCCCCCCAUCAUGUCCAAGUACCGCGACCGAAAAGCCGGCAAGACGUACUCCUUCGCCGGCAGCGAUUGCUACGCCGACACGACGGCAAGAAGCCAUAUUCGGUAUGCACACGAGCAAGGGACGGGAAUAAUCAGCAACUGGGAUGUCAUGGAACACGUCCUAGACUACAUCUUCCUCAAGCUUGGGUUGAACGGCGACGAUGCGUCCAUCGACAUGCCCAUCGUCAUGACGGAGACGGUGGCUAACCUACCUUACUCCCGGAAAUCAAUGACGGAAAUCGUCUUUGAAUGCUACGGCGCGCCGUCACUGGCAUACGGUAUCGAUUCGCUCUUCUCGUACGCACACAACAAGGGGAACACAGGCAUAGUCGUUUCGUCGUCCUACACCUCCACGCAUGUAAUACCCGUCUACAACCACAAGGCGAUGCUGAAUCAGGCAACGAGGCUGAACUGGGGAGGAUGGCACGCCGCAGAGUACCUGCUGCGGCUGAUCCGACUGAAAUACCCUGCCUUCACUGGGAAGCUCAACGUAUCGCAGGCCGAGCAUAUGCUUCGUGACCACGCAUACGUCUCGAAGGACUACGACAACGAGCUGCGGGGAUAUCUGGACUGGACCGGACUUGAGGACCGUGAUAUCGUCAUUCAGUACCCCUUCACGGAGGAGGUGAUUGUGCAGAAAACCGAGGAGGAGCUGGCACGCAUCGCCGAGCGGAAGAAGGAGAGCGGCAGACGCCUACAGGAGCAGGCGGCAAAGAUGCGCCUGGAGAAGCUCAUGCGUAAGGAGAACGAGCUCGAAUCACUCAAGAAGCUUCAAGCCAAGCUGGAGCAGCAGACCAAUAAGAAAGACAUCAGGCGACUGCUGGACAGCAACGAUCUCAAGGACGAAGCGGCCCUGGAAAGGGCCAUCGCAACCCUGGAGAAGGCGGUCAAGAAGGCGCGGACCAAGGACGUCGGCGGUGACCCGACGGAAGAGCAGCAGGAGCCCGUGUUCGACCUCUUGGAUGUGCCGGACGAGGAGCUCGACGAUGCCGGCCUCAAGGCCAAGCGUCAGCAGAAGCUCAUGAAGUCGAACCACGACGCGCGCGCGCGAGCCAAGGCCGAGAAGGAGGCCGAGAAGGCCCGCAUUGAGGAGGAGAAGCGGCUGGACGAGGAGCGCCGCGAGAACAACCUCGAGGGUUGGCUCGAAGAGAGGCGCCAGGCCCGUGCCGUCACGCUCCAGAAGAUGAAGGAGCGCGAGCGUCUCAAGCAGGACCUCGGCAACCGCAAGUCGCUCGCGUCGCAGAUCCGUAUGAAGAGCAUCGCCAAUCUCGCCUCGGACAACCCGACCAAGAAGCGCCGCCGUGGCGGCGACGACGACAACUUUGGCGCCAACGACGACGACUGGGGCGUGUACCGCCAGAUCACGGUCGGUGACAACAGCGACGACGAGCAGGAGGAGGAAAACCUCGAGGCGAAUCUCAAGACGUACGAGGAGGACCUGCUCCGCUACGACCCCGACUUCACGUACGAGCACACCCACGAAGCGCAGACAGACUGGUCCAAGUCGAUGCUGCACGCUUUCACGCGCGGCCCGCGGCCGUUCGACGCCGGCUCCCAGGCCGAGUUAAACCAAAUUCACCUCAACGUCGAGCGCAUCCGCGUGCCCGAGGUCGUGUUUCAGCCAUCCAUCGCCGGCGUCGAUCAGGGGGGUCUCGUCGAGAUCAUCGGCGACAUCCUCAACCAGCGCCUCGGCGGCGUCCCCAACCGCGACGACUUCCUGAGGGACGUCUUCCUCACGGGCGGUAACAGCCUCUUCCGCGGCUUCGACGACCGCCUCCGCCAGGGUCUGACGCCGCUGCUCCCGGCCGGCGCGCCCCUCGCCAUCCGCCGCGCCCAGGACGCUCUCAACGACGCCUGGAAGGGCGCUGCUGGGUGGGCAGGCUCAUCCGCGUGGAAGGCCGCCACCAUCACACGGGAGGAGUACCAGGAGAAGGGCUCCGAGUAUAUCAAGGAACACGACCUCGGCAACAUGUCGUAUGUAUGA
Messenger RNA from Colletotrichum higginsianum IMI 349063, 2262 nucleotides. Its product is annotated as actin. The coding region runs from base 1 to 2262 and encodes 753 amino acids. Gene Ontology annotation, biological process: regulation of DNA-templated transcription. The record is from RefSeq and is a predicted model, not a curated record. Gene Ontology annotation, cellular component: Ino80 complex; cytoplasm. NCBI's taxonomy places the organism in Eukaryota, Fungi, Ascomycota, Sordariomycetes, Glomerellales, Glomerellaceae. The transcript is spliced from 4 exons.